CUUCUCCGCCCACUUCCUGCUUCAGAUAUCAGCCGUGUGCCCAUGCUGGGGUGGGACAUCGGGUGGGAGAAGUGCAAGUGGUUUCUGGAUGUAGAAAACUGCACAGAGAGGCAUUAAUGGGAGGCAGAAAGAGUCAGGGUGCAGGGGAGGGGAUGUGCCCCAGGAUGCAGGGAUCAUUAGGAGCAGGGAAAGCAGGGAGGAGAGCAGAACUGCAGUGCCAGGUCCUGGCUGCUUCUGGGGCUCUUUCCAUGGAAGUGCUGAGACCACCAGAGGUACAACUGUGCCAUUUCUGCAGUGAGAUGGGAUUGCUAAUGAGGCAGGGACAGGACUGAGUGACUGAACUGGAAGGGUUAAGCCUCAGGCUGGAUCCCCCCACCUUCUGCUGUCAUUCUGGGCAGCAGAGCCAGUUGGUGACAAGAGGCUGAUGCUGAUGAGGGAGCAUGUGAAGCGGGAGCAGUGAAUGGGGCUUUAUCCCAGAGGGGACUGGCCUUUGCUCCAUCCUGCCCCGCUGCCAGCACCAGCUGCAAGCAGAGCCCCGUGGGCAGCAGCAUGCCAGUAGCUUCAGUGUGUGGCAUGUGGGGCUGGGGAGCUGGGGACUCACUCUGAGCAAAGGCUUGAUGAAGCACACAAUAAAGGAAGGACACGGCUUUGGAUGUUCCUGCAUGGUGCUGUUCUGGGAAUGCUCCAUCAUAUCCUGCAGCACUGCUCAGGGUGUGGGCUCAGCCCCAGCACAUGGACCAUAGCUCUCCAGGUGGCUCUGCCAUGGAAGGGUGCACCACCAGACUCUAAGGAACAAAACUGAGGAGUCCCCACUUGAGAAAUGCAGCUGCCUUCGCAACCACCACUGCUCUGACCUUCCCUCUGCUGUGAGGGUUCACAUUGCUCUGUGCCACCACCCCACUGUGCCCUCCACACCAGCUGCCCGCCAUGCCGGAGCUGGCAGACCUGAGCUCCCCCCGCACACCCGCGGAUGCUGACCACAUCCAGAGGAACAUCCUGGAGGAGCAUGUGGAGCUCUGGUGGUUCCAGGACCCCAAGAAGUCUAUCCUGUGCUACGGGAUGGCUGUGGUACUGAUCCUGGCCUGUGGGAUCGGGGGCAUCAUCCUGCUGUACAGCACGAGCAGCCGCUCUGGGGAAUGGCGGCUGGCAGUGGGCACCACGCUGUGCCUCCUGGCCCUGCUGGUUCUGCUGAAGCAGCUGCUGAGCUCAGCAAUCCAGGACAUGAACUGCAUCCGCAGCCGGCAUCAGAUAGAGCUCCUGAAGAGCGGGGGCUUUUCCGACUGCCUGGUGUUGCUGCUUAGCGCCCUGGUGCUGCUGGUCUGUGGGGUGGUGCUCACCAUCCUCUCCACCACCAACAUGCAGCUCAGCCCGGCGCGGCCACUGGCCAGUAUGUUCACCAGUGGGGUUGUCCUGCUGGCUGCCGGCAGCACUCUGCUGCUCUGCCUGCUGCUCUACUUACUCUGCACCUCCUGCUGCCAGGCUGCUCCGCGCGGCUUGGAGACCGGUGAGAUCCGAGUCUUCACCAUCUCUGGCCGCCUUGCUGCCAACAGGCGGCUUCCUCCCACCUCCAGCAUGGCCAACCUGAUCUGACCCACGGCUGCUGCAUCUGCACUGUGACAGCCUUGCGUGAGGCUCACUGGAUACAGCCCUCAGCAGUCCUUGUGCCAGCCUUUCACUAAGGAAGGACAGGAGUUGUGCCUCAUGUUUUCUUCCAAGACGACUGGCGUUUGCUGAACCUCAGUCUCACAGUGUGGCAGGGACUUUGGUUUUCCUCAACAGGCGUGAUCUGGAGCUUUACGAGCCUCGUUUGGCUUUUAUCUCAGCACAUCCUCCUGUGGCAGCUGCUGCUCUGGUGGCCAUGUCCGCUGUCACAAAGCCAAGGUGAGCCUGUCCCACACCUCGGGGACUGCAGAGUCUGGUUCCUGCAAUUCCCUGGGUCGUGCUUCUCCUGGUAGAAGGGGUUUCAAUUUUCAGUGCUAUAAUCCUAAGAAAUCUCUUGUGGGGGGAGAUUCUGUGUCUGAAAUGCCAUUUGUUUUUGUGAUGCUGUCUUUCCCGAUACUGCUUUGCUGCGGCCUCGCCAUUGUCUGUGCCUUAUCAAAGGGAUGAGCAGAGGGUGUUGCUGUCAGGGCUGUGGUGGGCUGUCAGCUUUGUACACUGUGUGUUGGGAGGCUCAGUGUUGGGAGGCUCGGUGAUUGCACCAAUGCACUGCAGCCCUGCAAGCUAUGGACAAAGAGGUGCCAUUGCUGGGACAGAGAGGUGCUGCUGAGAUGCCCAAAUCCCAGGACUGGGGCUUUUCCAACCCCAGGUCUCCCACCACAGACCUGAUGGGAGCUGGCAUGGCAGCUGUGCUGUGCAGCAGUGCUGCCAUUCUGUCCCUUACCCUGAGCUCUGGUGCUGUGCCUCUAUGAGGUACCUACCACUGAGUGCCUUUCCUAGAGGCAGGCUUGCAGGUCACCCUCAGAAACCUUUCCUGUGAAUUGAGGCCAAUUUACCUCUCAACAUUUUCAUUCCCUCCCUGGGCCCACAAACCAUUUCACUGCUCCUGCACUUUCCAUAGACACCGAUCCAAACCUUCCUAGCCAUGCUAUUCCACUGAAAACUUCCCUUUCUCUGCAUUUUCCUAUCUGCUCCCAUCUCCCCCUGAUCUGCACUGCUCUGCCCCAACCAGUUGUUUUGCCCACUGGUUUCCAAGUUACCCAUGAGAAUUAGGAUCUCAUUUUCGUAUCAUCUGUAGAUCUUAUUAAACUGCUGUUUCCUUCUCUUUGCAUCACUUCCCUUAAUCUGCCCAAAAAUUAAGAGGGUGUCACUAAGCUCAGGUCUUUCUGUGCUAAAUGCUCUGCAUUUGUGUAGCAGAGAGCAGUCCUUUACCUUGGGGCUGCUCACCCCCAAGAUGCUGUGUGCAAUAUGGAGGGAUGGGCUGCAGCUGGUCAGAAGUUUUGCGUAACCCACAGCUGUUGCUCUGCACAUCCGUGUGGGUGCACAUGCAGGUAUGUCAAGAUGCACCAGCUCUGCCCACCUUUGCAAUUGCUCCCAUCUUUCCCAACCUGCACACCCGCUGUUUUGCACAUCUGGGCACCUAUGGCAGAUGCCCAGCUCGCAGCUCCAUGCUGCCUGCCAAUGUGAAUCCUUCCCUUCAAAACCCCUUCAAAACAUGCACACGUGAACUAUGCCAGGAAAGGAUGCUUGGGGACCCUGUCCCUGCCCAAGGAAGCAACAUGUGAGAACAGGCCGCCUCUGAGCAGGGAGGCUGGGGUGUCUGGCUGCCCCGAUGGACGGGCUGCACUGACUCACCUCCUGCAGAAGCGUUACUGUUUUGUUCCUUUCUCAUUUCCUGUGUUGUGAAUGGAAAUAUAUAAUAAAGUGCUGCAGAAUUUGGCUGUGCCAAAA
This is a messenger RNA of Coturnix japonica (Japanese quail), 3387 nucleotides long. RefSeq names its product transmembrane protein 125 (gene TMEM125). The record is from RefSeq and is a predicted model, not a curated record. NCBI's taxonomy places the organism in Eukaryota, Metazoa, Chordata, Aves, Galliformes, Phasianidae.